Naegleria lovaniensis is the source of this 2583-nucleotide messenger RNA. RefSeq lists its product as uncharacterized. Bases 1 to 2583 code for a protein of 860 amino acids. The transcript is spliced from 2 exons. NCBI's taxonomy places the organism in Eukaryota, Heterolobosea, Eutetramitea, Acrasida, Naegleriidae. The record is from RefSeq and is a predicted model, not a curated record.
AUGAAGCAGCAAUCCUUUUGGAGGAGUCAUAACAAUCAUCAUAAUCAUCAUCAAGAAUAUUCAUCAACAUUCAAUAUUAUUCCGAUUCAUCGAUCAUUUCAUGAUUUAUCCAUAACGAGUAGAGGAAGUGAUGAUCCUGGUCUGGCAAAGCCGAAUAUGAAUUCUCAUCAUGAACAUGCUCAUGAUUUUCCUUCAUCUCCUAAUUUGGAAAUAACAAUGAAUGAUCAUUCACGGCUUGAAAUAUUCAACAACAAGGAUCAUCGAGUUGCUUCUGAAAUUCAUCAUUUCAUUGCACAUGAACCCAACAAUAUUGACAUUUAUGGAAAUUAUAAUGAUCCAAUUGGAAAUAGCAAUUCAUCCAAUCAUACCAACUCGACACAACCAUUCAUGAUCAAUGUGUCAGAUUCCUUUGUCGGUAUUGGCAUUUCUUAUUACCUCUAUUAUUUAUUUGCCUUUUUAAUUUGGUUGGUGUUUUUCGAUUAUGUCAUUCCUGGAAAUUCAUUGUGGAAUGUCAUAUUUUCAACACUUGCUUUCACACUAUUAACGAUUAUUAGUUUGAUUGCCAUACAUAGAGCGAAAGUUGCAUCCUCGAGGUGGUCCUAUUUAUUAUUGGCUGCAUGUGAAGUGUUGUGUGGAUUUUUGGCAUAUACUGUUUUUGUGAUUCGAUUUUUAAUGACCACAAAUAGAAUGGAUCGACAAAAGAUUUUACAAAACUUGAGGACAGAAUUUAAGAAUGACACUUCUCGAUUGGAGUUUAUUCAAAAUGAAGUGUCACGUCGAAAAUGGAAACAAAGUCACGUGUUACAAUUGCAUCCACCUUCUGGAACCUUUGUAUUUUAUAACAAAAUUUAUUUGCAGGAGGAUUAUUUACCUCGAUUUAGAAAAACUAUUUUUCGAAGAGAUCUAACUCAUAAUCAUGAUGGUUAUCCACAACAACUCGUGAAUGACCGUAUCAAUAAUAAUUUGGAAGAAUCAUUGCUAGAGAAAGAUAUACCAAUCGAAAAUGAUCAAAAUUCAUCAUCUUUUCAACACUUGGUGUCUUUGGAAGAAUUUUCACAAAAUCAUUCACAACAAGAAUAUGUGCCACCUCAAUUUACUGGUAGUACCAACAUGGAUAGCAACACAAAUACUUCCAUUUAUUACACCCACAGAGAAAGUGAAAACGAACUCGUGACAAACUCUCAUCAUUUGAUUUAUUAUGAGAUUGAAGUUUCCAAAGGAUGGACAGAUGCUCUCAUUCGAUCUCUUUGUUUACAAAUUUAUCUCUUUGAAAUGCAAUCGAAAUAUCGAACACCGUAUGCCUUCUCGACCAUUGUGGAUGCCAAUAAGGGAUUUUCCUUAAUGAAAUUAUUCAAGAAAAAGUUUUCAAAAGCAAGAACUCAACCGAAUGGUACAUCAAGAAUCGAUGAUGAUCACGACUCUACUCUGGAAAAUGGUGACUAUGUGACAUUUGACACUGUCCUUAAAGAACACGGAACAACAGCACCACAUUUUAAAAGCAGACUCUCUGUCACGUCUUCAUCCACAACCAACGAACAAGAAUCAAAUUUUCAAUUCAUAGAAGAGGAAGUAACUCCAAAAGAAAUUACACUUCUCGAACCAAGAGAACAUUUAAUGCAACAAGCUAACAAAUCUUCGUAUUCCAUUAUGAACGAUCUUGAGGAAGGAUGUUGCAAGGUGACAUCGAGUGUGAGACCUCCUGUGGAGUAUGCAACACGGAGCUAUAUGAUUCGAACGUUAUUUCAAGUGAUUUUAUUCAAACUUUUAGUUUUUCUGAUAUGGUUUUAUUUGCAAUCGUUUGCUUAUGAAAUUUGGGACGUUACUCCAACAGAAAAGCAAGCCGCCAUCAGUAUUGGAUUUCAAGUGUCCAGAGUUGUCAUUCCAUUCAUUUUAGAAAUGGCUUCUGAACUUUUACUUCCAACUCGCCAAAUUGAAUCCAUUCGAUAUUUUCACAAUUUUAUUUCACAAAUGUUUUUUGGCCUAUUUUACAAUUAUCUCUUUGUCAAAGUUGAGACUUGGGAAAAUUUCUUCCUUCUUACAUUUAUCAAUUUUAUUUUCCUUCUCGUACAAUAUCCUAUAAGAGCGACACGAACUGCCUAUUUGAUUACACAAAAAGUGAAAUAUUGGGUGUUGUACAUUUUUGGAGUGAAAAAGUUCUUUCCUUCUCUCUUUUAUAGAGUGACACUCCAAACAUACGAGUAUUAUUUGAGGAAUAUUUGUGCCAAGUUUUAUUUGUAUGAAAUUUCGAGUGUUGCUUCGACCUUGUCCUUUUUGAUUUUCACCAAAAUUUUGAAAAGUAGUGAAUACAACUUUCAAAUGUAUCCCAUUCUGAGAGAUCGAUAUGUGAAAGAUGCUUUAUAUGAAUUGAGUAUUACCUCUCAAUCGUUGGUAUUGCUUGCCUUGGAAUUUCUCUUUAUUGUAAUUAUUCAUGUGUUGGUGUUUAUUGGAACGAAAAAGCAUAUUUCAAUCGUGGGAAGAAAGUUAACUGUUGAGGAUGGAAAAACUAGAUUUUUGUUUGCCUUGUUCAUGUUACACUUUUUGAAUGAUAUUCACUAUUUCAUGCAAAGAGCACCAAAGUUUUAA